AAUAAUCUUUCUCUUCUUCUUCUCCUCUCUCUCUCUCUCUCGCUCCUGAGCAGUUGCAGUGCUCCAUUGAAGCUAGGGCAGAGUCGUCGACUUCACCUUUUGAUUCUAGAUUUUUGCUUCUGAAGCUUUUGUUCAAUGGCAAGGGACCAACCGGUUUUUGUCAAAGAUGCUAUUUUCAAGCUGCAAAUGUCCCUCCUUGAAGGCAUCCAAAACGCAGACCAGCUGUUUGCAGCUGGAUCUUUGAUGUCAAGGAGUGACUAUGAAGAUGUUGUAACUGAACGAUCCAUCACAAACAUUUGUGGUUAUCCACUCUGCCGCAAUGCUUUGCCAUCUGAUCGCCCUCGAAAGAGUAGAUAUCGGAUUUCACUGAAGGAGCACAGGGUCUAUGACCUACACGAGACAUAUAUGUUUUGUUCUUCCAGUUGUGUUGUUAACAGCAAAUCUUUUGCUGGGAGCUUGCAAGAUGAGAGGUGCUCGGUUUUAGAUUCAGAGAAACUAAAUAAUGUUCUUAGGUUGUUUGGGAAUUUGAAUCUGGAAUCAGUGGAGAAUUUGGGAAAGGAUGGAGAUUUAGGUUUGCCUGGCUUGAGAAUCCAAGACAAAACAGAAACCAGCUCUAGGGAGGUGUCUUUGGAGCAGUGGGUUGGACCUUCAAAUGCAAUAGAGGGUUAUGUACCAAAACCAAGAGAUAUUGAUUCUAAGGGUUCUCAGAAAAAUAUAAAAAAAGGGUCCAGAGCUAGUCAUGGCAAGUUGAAUGGUGACAAAAAUUUAAUGAACAGUGAGAUGGACUUCAUGAGUACUAUAAUUAUGCAAAAUGAAUAUAGUGUUUCAAAAGUAUCAUCAGGUCAAACAGACACAACUUCUGAUAAUCAAAUUAAACUAACAGCCGUAGUGGAGCAGCCACAAAAGGUUGGAAGUAAAGUGGUCAGGAAAGAUGAUGAUAGCAUUCAAGAUCUGACUUCAUCUUUUAAGAGUGGUCUAAAUUUAAGUGCCUCAGAAAAAGAAAAAGAAGUAGCCGAAUCAUGUGAAGCUGUGCUCAAAUCCUCUCUCAAUCCUUGUGAUAAAAAGAAAGUUGUUCACUCUGUCUCCUUAUUAGAAAGACAAUGUGAUGUAGAACAUAAUGAUUCUGAAAGGAAAUCAACACAACUCAAAGGGGAAACAAGUAGAGUUGUUGCUAAUGGUGAUGCUUCUGCUUCCAAAUUAGGUCCUGCUAAUGUUGAAGAGAAAUCUCAAAUAGAAAAAGCAACCGGAUCGAGCAAGACUAAACCCAAAUCUUCUCUUAAAUCCGCUGGUGAAAAGAAACUCAGUCGCUCUGUUACUUGGGCAGAUGAGAAAAUGAACAACUGUGGGAGUAAAGAUCUUUGCGAGGUUAAAGAAUUUGGAGAUAUUAGAAAAGAAUCUGACAUAGUAGGUAAUACAGAUGUUGCUGAUGAUGAAGAUAUAUUACGUUGUGCAUCAGCAGAAGCUUGUGCAAUUGCAUUGAGCCAAGCAUCAGAAGCUGUUGCAUCUGGUGACUCAGAUGGCACUGAUGCUGUUACUGAAGCUGGUAUUGUAAUAUUGCCAAGUCCACACAAUGCUGUUGCAGAAGGUAAUAUGGAGGAUGUUGAUAUGCUAGAAACAGAUUCGGUUACUCUGAAGUGGCCAAGAAAGCCUGGAAUUACUGAUGUCGAUUUGUUUGACUCUGAAGACUCAUGGUAUGAUGCUCCACCGGAGGGCUUCAGUUUGGCUUUGUCCCCUUUUGCAACUAUGUGGAAUGCCCUCUUUUCAUGGAUAACAUCAUCUUCUUUGGCAUAUAUAUAUGGGAGGGAUGAAAGUUUUCAUGAAGAAUAUCUAUCAGUGAAUGGGAGAGAGUAUCCUUGCAAAAUUGUCUUGACAGAUGGUCGGUCCUCUGAAAUAAAACGAACUUUAGCCGGUUGUCUUGCUCGAGCUUUACCUGCAGUUGUUGCUGAGCUCAGGCUUCCAAUACCAAUAUCUACCUUGGAGCAAGGGAUGGUCUGCUUGCUGGAUACAAUGUCAUAUAUGGAUGCACUUCCAGCAUUCAGAACGAGACAAUGGCAAGUGGUUGUUCUUUUGUUCGUUGAUGCAUUGUCGGUUUGUAGAAUACCUGCUCUUAUCUCGUACAUGACGGAUAGGAGAGCCUUGCUUCACAAGGUUUUGAAUGGUACUCAAUUAGGUAUGGAAGAGUAUGAGAUUUUGAAGGAUCUCAUAGUACCACUCGGCCGAGCACCUCAUUUCUCUGCUCAAAGUGGAGCGUGACAACAUGGAACUUCCAACGUAAUGAGCCAAAAGUUGGAACUUAUUCAAACUCCUCUAGGACUUGUAAUGAUGAGUGGCUGAGUGCAAUCUUUCUUUUUUUUCCUUGGAAAAAUUAACUUUCAAGCAUUGGAGUGCUGGGUAAAUCUGUUUAUAGACAUCAAACAGCAUAUAAUUAACCUAGCGUCUAAGCAACCAAAUGUGUAUAUACUUCAAUGCUAGUUAGUGGAGUGAUGAAAGAAAAAUUGAUAUUCAAAUGGACAAUAAUCUGAAAUAUUGUCUUAUUAUGUGGCAGUUUGUAUUUUUCUACAAACUGCUGGUGGAGGGGGUAAAGGGCAAAUAUCUUCUCCAUAACUAUAUGAAGAACUUACAAAAGUCCAAACUUUCUUUACUGAAGGAAUGUCUAUUUGUUAGGGGAAUAUGCUUAGACAAAAAUAUAAAUUGCAAGUCUGUGAUGACCAUGACCAUCUUUCUUUUGACUUGCAAGGGAUUAAAGCUUUAGCAAAUUGAAGUGAGGGAAUGCUUGCCUUGUAUAUUGCAUACAAAGCCAAAUGUGUUCCUAGUUUCA
Gastrolobium bilobum is the source of this 2818-nucleotide messenger RNA. Its product is annotated as putative RNA polymerase II subunit B1 CTD phosphatase RPAP2 homolog. The record is from RefSeq and is a predicted model, not a curated record. Gene Ontology annotation, molecular function: RNA polymerase II CTD heptapeptide repeat phosphatase activity; RNA polymerase core enzyme binding. Lineage: Eukaryota; Viridiplantae; Streptophyta; Magnoliopsida; Fabales; Fabaceae. Gene Ontology annotation, cellular component: nucleus; cytoplasm. The transcript is spliced from 7 exons. The coding region runs from base 136 to 2253 and encodes 705 amino acids.